Molecule: messenger RNA, 1365 nt
Organism: Cadophora gregata
Lineage: Eukaryota; Fungi; Ascomycota; Leotiomycetes; Helotiales; Ploettnerulaceae
Exons: 5
Coding region: 1-1365 (454 amino acids)
Biological process (GO): transmembrane transport; allantoate transport; tripeptide transport
Cellular component (GO): plasma membrane
Molecular function (GO): allantoate transmembrane transporter activity; dipeptide transmembrane transporter activity
Source: RefSeq, a predicted model, not a curated record
AUGGCACCACAAGCCCCAAAUGACAGUCCUGAAGAGGAAAUCCAAGAACCGAGUCCAUACACUCAAGCACUCGCCAAGCGGGUGAUCCGCAAAAUCGAUAUGCGGAUCCUAGCCAUCAUGUUCGUAACUUACAACCUGAACUUCAUGGGCAAAGUCAUCCUCUCCUCAGCAGCUGUGUUCGGCCUCAGUGAAGACAAUCACUUGGUUGGGAAACAGUACUCGUGGGUAUCUUCGAUCUUUUAUUUUGGGUAUCUAUUCUUCGAAUACCCGACCACCAUUCUCAUUCAGAAACUCCCGAUCGGGAAAUAUCUUUCGGGUGUCAUUUUGCUAUGGGGCGCAAUCGUGGCAUCGACAGCUGCAUGUACGAGUUUUGGUGGGCUGGCUACUUGUCGGUUUCUGCUGGGUGUUGCGGAAGCCACCAUCUCGCCAGCAUUCGUGUAUGUGACGGCAAUCUGGUAUACUCGUGACGAAAUCCCUGCACGGACUGGAGUAUGGUUUACAGGAAACAGCUGUGGUGGCUUCAUUGCAUCUCUUUUAGCUUACGGCAUUGGUCAAAUUGAGCAUCCCCUCCACCCUUGGCAGUGGAUGUUCAUUAUAUUUGGCGUGAUAACUAGUGUCUGGAGCGUUUUCGUCUUCUUCCUCCUUCCAGAUACCAUCAACGAUGCCAGCUUCCUUACCGAAGAAGAAAAGCAUUUCGGCAAUCUUGCUCUGAAGAGCUUUGGAUUCACAUCACUUGAGUCUACGCUUAUUACACUUCCUGCUUCUGUGGUUGCUAUGUCGACUAUUCUGGGCACCGGGUGGCUUGCGAGUCGAUUCAGGAACAUCACGACGUUCUUGAUUAUAGCUGUCGUCAUCCCACCUGUCGUCGGGAGUGCGAUCAUCAGUUCAGACGAAAGGUGUUCGCUUGUUUGCGUACUACUGCGCACAUACUCUCUUCAUUCUUCAACUAAUAUGGCAAGACUGAUGUGUUCCCAGCUCCAAACUGGUCCUGGAGCAAUUCCUCUCUCCCUUGGUCUCGUCUCCUCGAACUACAAAGGCGUCACGAAGAAAAUGACUGUGACAGCAAUCAUUUUCCUCACUUAUUGCGCCGGAAGUAUCGCCGGCCCACAAACAUUCAAGACUACCGAGAAAGCUGCCGGCUACCCCACAGCAUUCAAAGCAAUUUUGAUCUGCUACGGCCUCGUAAUCUUCGUCUCCCAGGGCUUGCGACUCUAUCUCGCGUUCGUGAACAAGAAGCGAGAUCGUGAAGAAGUCGAAGCUGCUACUUGGGAGACGGAUGUCGCGCCUGGAAAGCGGCAGUUGACCGCGGACGAUUAUGAGGAUGUGACCGAUUUACACACUCCGGGCUUUAGGUAUCGGUUAUAG